AUCUAUGGAUCGUAUGGUGACGUAAGCCUACCUAUGAGUGCCUAACCGUGUGUUCAAUGUGUGAAUCCAAUGCAUGUUUUCACCAGAAUUUCGUAUUUUGUUUUCAAUUGUUUUUGAUUUGAAAUUAAAUCCAAACUUUAAAUCAAUGUCGACUGUAGUCACCGCUGGACUCGCGUUGGCUGUCCUCGGCUUCGGAGGACGGGCGUUAUUGAGACGAUCGAAAGGAUUGGGCGAAGCCUUUGCCAAAUCGUUGCCAAAUACCGGUUCCUUUGCCAGCAGUAAGUACUAUAAGGGAGGCUUUGAUCCCAAAAUGAGUCGUCGAGAGGCAGGUCUUGUGCUGGGAAUCAGUCCAUCGGCUAAUAAAGUGAAGGUGAAAGAGGCCCACAAGAGGAUUAUGCUUCUCAACCAUCCCGACAGAGGCGGUUCCCCAUAUUUGGCGGCGAAGAUCAAUGAAGCCAAAGAUCUGCUCGAAUCCAAUAGAUCCGCCUCUAAAUAGAUUGCAGUGUUUGACAAUGAAUUCAAUUGUAAAUAUAGUAUAGU
Messenger RNA from Oppiella nova, 540 nucleotides. Lineage: Eukaryota; Metazoa; Arthropoda; Arachnida; Sarcoptiformes; Oppiidae. The record is from the annotation of a GenBank genome assembly.